AUGAGCAGUAAUUCAAAAUAGUAGAUUAAUUCUUAUUUUUCUGAAAACAAAAUAUUCUGCUUAGAAAGAUAGAGUUAGUUAUUCAGACAAACAAGAAAAAAAAAGUACUCCUAAGAAACUAAAUCAGAAUUAACCUUAGCCGAUAUUCUAGGGAUAGUCUGUGAUCGAAAGGUAAAAUAUUAAAUUUCCCUAACAGUAGAUUCUUCCUGGUAGAAGACUGAUGAUUAUUUUCAAAAUUAACCACUCUGAUAUUUCUUCUAUUCACUCAGAAUUUUUCCAGAAAUUUAUUUGUGGCUAACCUUCUCGUUUGCGAUUUUUCUAUUGUCUAUAUUUUUGUGAAUUGAUUACUAAAUUGGUUCUCCUUUAAUUGUGGCCCAAAUUAAUUUUCUAAAUCACCAGAUUUUAUCAGCCAAUACAAAUGUUGUGA
This is a messenger RNA of Paramecium octaurelia, 427 nucleotides long. Lineage: Eukaryota; Ciliophora; Oligohymenophorea; Peniculida; Parameciidae. The record is from the annotation of a GenBank genome assembly.